This is a messenger RNA of Fundulus heteroclitus (mummichog), 3576 nucleotides long. It is a transcript of the gene tmem266, whose product is annotated as transmembrane protein 266. The coding region runs from base 645 to 2282 and encodes 545 amino acids. The record is from RefSeq and is a predicted model, not a curated record. Lineage: Eukaryota; Metazoa; Chordata; Actinopteri; Cyprinodontiformes; Fundulidae. Gene Ontology annotation, cellular component: plasma membrane. Gene Ontology annotation, biological process: transmembrane transport; monoatomic ion transport. The transcript has 11 exons. Gene Ontology annotation, molecular function: voltage-gated channel activity; monoatomic ion channel activity.
UCCUACGUCGACGCUUCCAGAGCGGCACAGAAAACGGGGACGUGCGGAAUGCCGUCUCCGGGUCUUUAUCAUGGACUGCAGUCAUGACUCGAUCGACUGCAUUUUGCCCUUUUUAAUGAAAACUGUAUCCCGUUUCCUUCGCGCUGACGCCUCCCGACGCACAUCUGCAACCGCUGGCGUCCGGUUUUCAGUACCUGGACAGCUCCUCUUCCUCUUCUCCUUAUUACUAUUUUCAUCAUCAGGCACAUGGAGUCCCUGAUGUGAUUGUGGGGGAAGCCUUGCGAGCACAUUACGCCUCCCCUGAUCGGGCGAUAGCCUCGUCCUCUCCGCUAAAGGAUGGUGCUUCCAGCCCAGAGGUGCUCUCGAUCCCCUGAGAAGAAGCCAUACGUGUGCGCAGUCGACGCAGAUUCAAGCCUAAUCGCUGCCUACACACGGGAAGAUCCGAGCUCCGACAACGCCGAUCACCAUAAUAAUAAUGUUAAUAACCGGCUAGAGGAUAUCACCAUCAUCACCGCUGUGUGGUCAGUGGAGUCAGGAUGUAGAAAAUACACAAGAGAUGUGGUCCUGACCAGAUCCCUGCAGUGGUGAACUCGUAUUCAGCGCCUGGCUUCGUUUAAAGAAGACAUUAUUUGUGCCGCCUUGACAUGAGCAACACCCAAGCUCCUCCCCAGGGUGGAGCCUCAGAUCUGGAGGUCAUCUCCCAGCAGGUGGAGGACGACAACCAAUGCGUGGCUCCAGUCCAGCUAGUCAACUUCACCUACAGAGACUUGCCUUUGGCGGCUCUGGACAUAUCUCUUGCUGGAUCCCAGCUCAUCUCCAACCCUGAUGAAGACGACAACAGAGAUGGGUCAAACUGGCUGAAGCCCUGCUGUGGACGGCGAGCGGCCCUGUGGCAGGUCUGCCUGCUGUCGGCGGGUUUCAAUUGCUUCCUGGUGGCCUGUGUCAUCCUGGUGGUGCUGCUGCUGACAGUGGAGCUGCUCAUAGACACCAAGCUGUUGCAGUUUAAUAAUGCAUCCCAGUUUGCCAGCAUCAUCCACUGGAUCAGCCUGGCCAUCCUCUCCGUGUUCUUCACCGAGACGGUGUUCAGGAUUGUGGUGCUGGGGAUAUGGGAUUACAUCGAGAACAAAGUAGAGGUGUUUGAUGGAGCCGUCAUCGUACUCUCUCUGGCCCCCAUGGUGGCCUCCACAGUGGCCAACGGCCCCAGCAGCCCCUGGGACGCCAUCGGCCUCAUUAUCUCGCUGCGCAUCUGGAGGGUUAAGAGAAUCAUUGACGCCUAUGUUCUGCAAGUGAAGGUGGAAAUGGAGCUGGAGAUCCAGCAGUAUGAGAAGGCCAAGGCGGUGCGGGAGGAGCAGCUUGAUCGGCUAACCCAGAUCUGCCAAGAACAGGCUUUUGAGAUCAGACAGCUGAGGGCCCACCUUGCCCAGCAGGACCUGGACUUGGUAGCAGAGCGUGAAGCAGCCAUGCAGAUCCACCAUAUGUGGGGUAAACAGAGCAGCAGCUUCCAGGAGGUGGACGGCUUAGCUCCAGGGGCCUCCGACCACCACAGACCAGCCAAAUCUAGAGAGCCUCGGGGGGCUGCAGAUCACCACGGUCAGGAUGACAUGAAUAACUACAUCAGCCAGUACUACAGUGAGCCCAGCAGCGACAUGGGGAUCCCAGACCCGGCCCGUGUCAUCACCACAGCAGCCAUAGAUGUGCAUCUGCCCAACAACCCCAGCCAGCUUCCCUCCACCUUAGUGAGUGCCGACGCGGCGCCGUCCAGCCGACUGCAGCGCACCAGCAGCUCCGUCAGCGAGGCGUCCACGACCGCCGCGUCCCGCAGCAGCUUCAGCGCGCGUCACCACAGCAUCAGCAGCCACACGCUGGGCUCCAGCAUGGACUGCAGCUCCACCGUGCGCGAGGCCUCCACCUCCACAGACUACAGCAACCAGCGCUGCUACCCGCCACCUUACAGCAGCCCCCUGGCCUUGGGCACCCAGCCGCGGGGGAGUCCCAGCGCCGUGGUGCAGGAGCUGCUCUACUCUCUCUCAGAGGACUCCUGCCUCACCCAGAAGGCCUUGGACCCCGUCAACCUCAAACCGCCCAGUCCGACAGGCUCCACCAAAGCCAGCCCAGAGCUGGAGCGCCGGGUGAACAUUUAUAACAAGAGGAACCAGGAGAGCCGCCUCGGGCUUCACAACAAGCCCGUCAUCCACCUGCAGGGUAACGAGCCUCUGCUUGAGGAGAAGUACAGGAUGAUGGGCCCGGUGGAGACUUCAGUCAACCGCCUCUCAGAGGCAUAGGACUUCAGAGAAUAACCUUUUAUCAGGACUUACUCUUCAUAUCAGACAGGGAGGGAGUCAUUGGCACAUAAACUAUGCCUUUAAUCGUCUUUAUAUUGCUGGAAUUUACAGGAUGAACUUGCUCCAAGGGCCACAGAAAAAAAAUAUAAAGACUAUUCAUCAGGCUACACUUUUCAGGAAUUGACAAUUUCUUACUUUUCCUAAAAAAAAAAAAAAAAACAGCAACUUGGGCUAAGCCUGGCAUUACGAAAGAGCCUGGGCAAGAAAAGCUUGCUUUCCAUACCUUCUGUUUUUUGUUUUCUUUUGAAAAAAGGGGGAAGACGAUGGUGCUGAGAGCUUGAGGUUACUAUUCUUAAACACUUUCAAGCUCUCCAAAACAUCAUGUCUCAUCACAUCACCUGGAAACAGUGUCCAAGUUGUCAUGGUGGCCCGUCUAGCAUCUCCAGAUUAAUUAACGGUCCUCCUUGAUGGACGGCUGCAGGGCAAAUUGUCAAUUUUACCUUCUAUUAUUUGACUUUCUACAUUUCUGUUUGCAGAGUUAGAAUAAUUAUAUCUUUGGACCUUUAAGGAGUCAGAUUUGUUCUUACUCCAGAUGCCAUGACUGGAAAGCUAACCAAGCAAAGUUUAAUCAGAAUAUUCCAGAUUCUGCCAAUCAGUCAUUUAAAACCCUACAGGUUUCAUACAACUUUAGGCUUAAAUCCCCCACCCCUCCCUUUGUUUUUAGUAUUUUUAUUUUAUGUAAAUAUUUAAGAACGGAUACAGAUUUCUCAUGAAGAAAAAUAAGCGUGAGAGUUAAAAUAAAGUGCAAAAAAAACAUUUUUUUUUUUUAGCAUGAACCCUUCAAAUUUGUCAUCAUGUUGCAAACUCAGAGUUUCUCUGAUCAAGGCAAAGCAAACGCUGCAACCCAAUAAAAAGCAAAACAUGGCAAAUUCACAAAAGGUUGAGCCAAGUGUUUAAUACGCUGCUUUUCAAAAGCAUAGCUUACUGUACAUGUUACAUGUAAAAGUCAGGCAUCCCAAAAGAUAUACUUACUUUUCCAGCUCUUAAUACAAAUUACAUGUUCUACAGACAGGGAAAAUGCAAGUACAGGUUAUUCAUCACCCAUCUGCAGUCUACAGAAAAACUGGGAUUGAAGGAUGGUGGGAUUUUGUAUCACAUCAACAUACAGCUUCAACAGCUUGUUAAGGCAGAGACUGUCUUUCUGUGGUCGCUCUCGUUUAUUCCUUCUGUACCAUGAAGCUCCGAUUGUUUCCCUUCACUUGCUCAGUGCUUCUGUCAUCUCAGGAACAGCCUU